Molecule: messenger RNA, 6333 nt
Organism: Hirundo rustica (Barn swallow)
Lineage: Eukaryota; Metazoa; Chordata; Aves; Passeriformes; Hirundinidae
Gene: ZBTB34
Product: zinc finger and BTB domain containing 34
Exons: 2
Coding region: 111-1610 (499 amino acids)
Biological process (GO): regulation of transcription by RNA polymerase II
Molecular function (GO): RNA polymerase II cis-regulatory region sequence-specific DNA binding; protein binding; DNA-binding transcription factor activity, RNA polymerase II-specific
Source: RefSeq, a predicted model, not a curated record
GAGCGGCUGCGGGAGCGGGCGGGAAGCGGCGGUGGGAGCGGGCCGUGCCGGCCGGGAUCCGCCAUGUGAGAGCCCCAGACAGCCCCAGAUUACUCUUUACAUCUGUAGAAAUGGACAGCAGCAGUUUCAUUCAGUUUGAUGUGCCAGAGUACAGCAACAGUGUUCUGAGCCAGUUAAACGAACUCCGCUUGCAGGGGAAGCUCUGUGACAUAAUCGUGCACAUCCAGGGUCAGCCAUUCCGUGCCCAUAAAGCCGUCUUAGCUGCCAGUUCUCCGUAUUUCCGUGACCAUUCAGCAUUAAGCACCAUGAGUGGCCUAUCUAUAUCAGUUAUUAAAAACCCCAAUGUUUUUGAACAGUUGCUUUCUUUUUGUUACACUGGAAGGAUGUCCUUGCAACUGAAGGACGUUGUCAGUUUUCUGACUGCAGCUAGCUUCCUACAGAUGCAGUGCGUCAUUGACAAGUGCACACAGAUACUGGAGAGUAUCCAUUCAAAGAUCAGUGUUGGUGAUGUUGAUUCUGUCACUGUUGGUGCCGAAGAAAAUUCAGAGAAUCGCAAUGGCGUUAAAGACAGCAGCUACUUUGCCAACCCUAUUGAGAUAUCUCCUCCCUAUUGCUCUCAGGUGCGACAAUCAGCAGCAGGCAGUGAUCUUCGGAUGGAAACUACUCCGGGCAAAACUCUUCGUAGUCGUCUGCAAGAAGAAGGGCAUUCAGACCGAGGGAGCAGCGGGAGUAUCUCUGAAUAUGAGAUUCAGAUUGAAGGUGAUCAUGAGCAAGGAGACCUGAUAGUAAGGGAAAGUCAGAUUGCAGAGGUGAAAGUUAAAAUGGAAAAGUCUGACAGGCCAAGCUGCUCUGAUAGCUCUUCCCUUGGUGAUGAUGGAUAUCACACUGAAAUGGUGGAUGGAGAGCAGGUGGUGGCAGUAAAUGUUGGUUCCUAUGGGUCUGUUUUACAACAUGUUUAUUCAUUUACCCAUGCCUCAUCCCAGGCUACAGGUGUGUCAGAAACCUUUGGAAGCCUGAGCAAUACAAGUCCUUCAAGGUCAAUGCUGAGCUGUUUCAGAGGGGGUCGUGCACGCCAAAAACGAGUACCUACAGGUCACUUGCAUAGUGAUGUCCAGGGCUUGGUGCAAGGGGCUGACAGUGAAUCUAUGGUGAGUAAUCCAGGAUAUGAAAAUAGUCCACGGGAAAGAAAUGCAAGAGGUCAUUGGUAUCCAUACAAUGAGAGGCUAAUUUGUAUUUACUGUGGCAAAUCUUUCAACCAGAAAGGGAGCCUUGAUCGACACAUGCGAUUACACAUGGGAAUAACUCCUUUUGUGUGCAAGUUUUGUGGAAAGAAAUAUACCCGUAAGGACCAGCUUGAAUAUCAUAUUCGUGGUCACACAGAUGACAAACCCUUUCGCUGUGAGAUCUGUGGAAAAUGUUUUCCUUUCCAGGGUACACUAAACCAGCACUUGAGAAAAAAUCACCCAGGUGUUACAGAAGUGAGAAACAGGGUUGAGUCUCCAGACAGAACAGAAGCAUUUGUGGAACAGAAAGUAGAUAAUGAUGCUUCAGCUUCUGAAGCCAUGGAUUCUAGUAUAGAAAUUCAUGCAAUGUCUAACACAUCUGAUUAAAAUCUUACAUCUAAGUGAAACACAGACAAGCACAUUACUAAUGUAUUUUUUAAGUAUUUUAUUCUUUUAGUAAUCUUCACUACAAAUGUAACAGCCUUUUAAUUUUCCUGACCUUCUGAAAAUCAGUUAGAAAUGGUCUCUGGAGAAGACUUCAGAAGUAUUUUGUUUUUGAAGGAGCAUGAAUUGUUUGGGGUUGGUUUUUUUUAUAUCGUAAGAUGCUCAGAAUAUAAAGACAGUGUACUGGGGAAAAGCUAGGAGGAGUCUGCUGAUUGAUCUGGUGAGACACACAUGCCAGUGAAGGAAGAUGUUAGAAUAAGAUUGGCAGCUCUGCUGAAUGCUCAAAGAAGCUGUAAUUUCCUUUAUUUCUUAAAUCCUGUUGCUGGUAAUGAGUUACACAGCAGUGGGGAGAGAGAAUAUUACAGCUUUGAUUCCUCUCCUGUCACAACAAAAUCUGUUCAUUCUUACUAACUGGUUUUGGUAGUGAGUCUGUUUAUAUAUAUAAAUUUGCUUUAUAUAUAUAAAAUGCUUUCACUUUCCCUGUUCUGGUUGAAGUGAAUGUAAAAGUAUGUCGAGGCUAAUACCAUAUGCCAUUCUAUCAACUGUUAGGACUCCUCUCUGAUUAGGGUUUAGAACUUUGGACUUUGGGAGGAUGGUUUUGGUUUUAAACGAAUGUUGUUUGGUAUUCAUUUUAUUAAACUAUUACUUUGUGUGCAAAAGUGAGCAAAGUGAAUUACCUUGUUUUAAUAGCUUUGCUUUAUAACAUGUGUAAACCAAAUGCCAUAAAUCUAUUAAACGAUGGUUAAAUUGUUUAAAGGUUUUGUUAGUUGUCUAGAAUGCAAGCUGGACAACCUGUGGUGCUGACCUUUUUAUAUAUAUAGAGAUAGAUAUAUCUAUAUAUAUAGAUACACACACACACACAAAUAUAUAUAUAUAUAAAUAUAUAUAUAUAUAUAUAUAUAUAUAAAAUAUUAGCAAACCUAAAAGUAGCAUUGUGGUCUAUAAUGUGUUUUUACUGGCCUCAGAAUCUACCUUCAUUUCGUACUGUAGAAUCAUACCAGGUAAUUAAACUUAACUUCAUCACUCUUCAUGGUUGGUUAAAACAUGAGAGAGAUGUAGUUUAAACCACAGUAUUUCCAAGCAGUAUUUUAAUAGGUCUCUUCACAGAGAGCUGUUUUCAGGUGCACGUUGACUUCCUACUUAAAUCUCCAAGUGCCAGCACUUGGAAUUUGUACUUUUUUUGUAUAGAAAAACAGAUAUUCUAUGGGAAUUUUGAGCAAUAUGUUAUUUCAUAUGUGAGUAUUACAGAGUUGCUAUGGCUUCUCUGUUUUUUCAGUGGUUUUUUCUCUAUAAAGGAGCUACCAACAACUUUAGAAAUACUCUAAAUCUUUUUUGUUUCACCGAAUACGUGUUUUUAGUAUGGUGCUAACUUCAUAAUUUAGGUCAGUAUGGUAUAUAAAAUGUGAAACAUAAUCAUAAUGGUCAAGAAAAAAAAUCCCCAACAAUCGACAAACAAAAGCCCUCCCUACACAAACCAACUCCCCCAAACUCCCAAACAAACAGGAAAAACAAAAGCAAAACAAAAAUAAUAAUUAAAAAAAACCCACUGAAACACCCACACCAACAAAACCCAUACCACAAAAUACCAAUGGCUUAAGAGACCUCAAAAGCAUGGAAUGGCAAACACUACUGUUUAACAUUCUACCUGCAUUUUACCUGAUGAACAGAAUUAAGUAUUAAACUAAUCACAUACUUCUUUAGAACGCAGGUUUUAUAUUAUUUGGUCUUAUGUUUCUUUAGCUGAUACUGAAAAUUCAUUUAUGAACAUGCUGUUUAACUCCCAAAAAUUAGAAAAUAAAAGCUAAUUUCUAAAUUAUUGGAAAGAAAAAGGUAGGUUUGCUAUCUUGUGAAACUUUCUGGGCCCUGUGAAACUGGGGCAUAUUGUGCAGUAGCUUUAUUAAAUACAGUAGUUCUUAAUAUUGUGUCAGUCUGCAAUAAGAAUUAAUCUUGCAAACAUGAAUUUACAGUAUAACCUCCACCUGCUCCGUCGGAGCAGUUUCAGUUAAAUUGAGUACAUAAUUUGUCUCUUUGGCCCUAAAACUGCCUAAAUAAAGAGGCAGGGGUUGGGGAGAUGUUUCUCUCCUAGAGGCAACAACAAAAUUUUUGUUUCCAGUAAGGGAAGGGAUAAUCUGUGUCUAAGGCAGGUAGACUGUAUGUUUACCCACCUGAAAACAUGGUGGUUUUGAUACAGUUUUUUUCCUUGAGUGUUUAUUUUAAGUAAUUAAAUGCAAAAAGUAUGUUUUGGUAAAAUAAGUUUGAGACAUGCAAAAUCCAAGAAAUGUACAGUUAUUCUUAACCCUUUAUCUUGAACCUGUGCUGUGGUGCCUUUGGUGUGACUUUUUCCCUGGAAGGAUGACUUGAGGAUAGCAAGAUAUGGGUACAGAUUUAUAUUUCUUGAAUUUCUCUGUGUCACAAUCUUAUCAUUAUUUAAAUCUAGUUACUUGUAUUUGUAAAUGUAUCAGAAUGGUUUGAGUUUACCAAAGAGUGACUUAUCCAAAAUUGUCUCAGACAAAAGCAAACAAAAAACAACAUCAUGUUGAUUGUACAGGUUCAGGUUCUAAACAUUAUAACAGACUGUUAAGGGGCAGGAAAUGAUCCAUUUUUCUACAAGCUGUGAUUCAGCAGUGUGCAAGUCCUGCUCGCCCCGGCUCGUGCCGGGUGCGCCAUUCCCUCCCCGCGCGGGCAGCGUUCCUGACUCCAAGCCAUAGUCCAGUUCUGCGGCCGGCAGCGCUCCGGGCUCCGGCAGCGCCCCGCGCGCAGCUCUGCCGGACACCGACUUCACCCUUGGCAGCAGCAGUGCCACUGUGCCUUGUCACAUAGCGGGGUGCCAGGAUCAACACUGUCACAGACACGAGGCGUGACCUGGUGGAGUUUAUGUCACCAGUCCACCGAGCAGGAGCCAUUACUUUAGCAAAUGGUGGAAACACUGUACAGUGUCUCGUGUCUUGCAGUUCUCAGCACAGAGCUGUUACACAUUUCAUUUACAAUAAAUACAGAAGUCAGUAAAAUAUGUGAAGAAAUAUUUGACAGGAAAAUAAGUAAUGAAAUGAUACAGGCUGGUUCAUAAUUGAGUCUCUUCUUAAUCUACCUUUUUAAUUCUAGACAAAUGUGAAAACAGUGACAGUGUCCUUUCCUCUAGAUGCUUAACCUAUUCUGACAAACUGUGAAAAUAAAGGAUUUUAUACCUUUGCUAAUGUUUCUAGUUUAAAACUAUUAUUUUAGUUUUCUUUAUCAGUUAUCUUCCAUAUUAUUUCUUUUCGACUUGUAAAUACAUUUAGGAAAUAGCUUUGUAAAUACUUACAGUGUAUUAAAAGUUCAGUUUGGUCGCUAACGCCUCAAGAUUGGCUCUGCUUUCUGAGUGUGAAAUCUUUCUGUAGCAUAAAGGAUACUGUCAGUUCACUGUUAGCAGGGUAGACUGUGGGCCUAAAUUGAGAGUUUUAAUGCAGUCUUCCCCAGCAUAAAUUUGUGUUUUAUGCUGAAACCUUUGGUUUACUUUUAGACAAAACAAUGAGGCCUCUUAAUAUGUUUAGGCUUUAGAAUUAUGGGAAGAACAACAGGAAUAAAAUCAAGGGCUGGGAAAAUAUUGAAUAAGCUUUACCUUUAAAUAUAUAUAUAUAUUAUUUGAAUUUUUGUAUUAGUUUACUGUGAUUCUUUUGUUGUCAUUUUUCUAAACAGGUUUCCCAUGAAACCAUUAAAAGGGACUCAAAUAUGCAACACCUAAUCUAUUUUCCAAGGGAAUUUUACCCUUGAAUGGUGCUUUUUGACUGGUCAGGGUUAUUUAUUAAAUUUUAUAUUUGAAAAUAUUUGGGGAAUUAUGUAAAUUCUUUAUAUGAAUCUCUUUAUUUCAUGAAUUGUAACUUUCAUAAUACUCAGUGAUCAAAUUGGAAGUUUAGUAAAGUCAUUCAAAAUGUUCAAACUUUAUAAUGCGUGUGCAUUUUACAUAUAUUUUAUCAAGUGCCAGAAUACUUGUAUUUAAUAUUGUAGAUUUAAUACUACUUGCACAUCCCUGUGGCAGCAUUAACUUAAGUUAUGCAAGUUUACAUUAAAAACAAAAAAAAGCUAAACAAAUAAGUAAGCCUGGGACAUGUGUUCCUGUUUUUCUUCAGGGGAUGUGAAGCCGUGUAUACUGACUGAGCAGGUUUGCUUCUUGCUCCUGUAGCUUGCUCCUGCUAUGGCAGAUACAGAACUGCUGACUCCCAUCCCACAGGCCAGGGUUUCAGCCUUUGGACUCAGCCCGAGAACCUCUGGUUGUAGAUCUGGUUAGAGGUAGAGCUCUUGCACAAUUUUAACAGUGUUUGUUUCUGACUGAAAAAUUGUAUUUUUAAAUAACUUUUAUUUGUAUGGUUAUUUUUCAAGAUAAAUAAUUGAACAGUUUGAAUGACUUGACUUGGUGUCAUUAUCUUGCAAUAUAAACCGGGAACCUCACACCUCUGCACUUCAUCGCCACGUGAAGUAAAUGAAGCUAGCUAAGCUGAUGCUGUAAGAAUUAGUAACUUGCCAUUAAGGAUUAUUUUACAGCAUGAACUUUAAUAUAUUUAUUCAAAUGAUAUUUUACUCUUGUAUUCACUUUGGUUUUAGAUUUGUGACAUGAAUAUUUCUGUGCUGCUUUAUUUUGUUCUGAUGAAUUUGUUUCUUGCUUGUAAAUUGCUUUUUUUAUGGUAUAAAG